AUGGGGAGAUGCAAUUAUUUUCGGCAUAGGAAAGCAUGUCCGGUGGUGCGGCUGGUUAGGCCUGGUAGAAAACCGUGGUGGCAUGGCAGGCCAUUCAAGAAAGUUUUGAAGGGUGACAAAAAUCCCGAACACUUGAUGGGAAUGCUGAAGAGGUUGACGUUGAAAAAAGGUGUUCCCGUUUUGCUCAUCAGAAAUAUUGAUCAGGCCAGAGGAUUGCGCAAUGUAACCAGGCUUAAUGUUAUUAAUAUGGGAAAACACCUUCUCAGCUGCAAGAUCCUCACCGGUAAACAUGUUGGCGAUAUGGUGUUCAUUCCUCGAAUGACGUUGAUACCGUCCAACUAUGCAUUGCCUAUUAAAUUCUAG
Messenger RNA from Erythranthe guttata (spotted monkey flower), 363 nucleotides. The record is from RefSeq and is a predicted model, not a curated record. NCBI's taxonomy places the organism in Eukaryota, Viridiplantae, Streptophyta, Magnoliopsida, Lamiales, Phrymaceae.